AUGAGGUUCAUGCUCGUAGCCGCCAGUCUGGUGGCUCUUCUGGCCAUCUCUCACGCUGAAGAGGCCAAGAAAGCAGAAAAGGAAGUGGCAGUGACCGACACCAAAGAGGCGGCAUCUGACGACAAGAAACACGAGAAGAGAGGACUGUGGGACAUCGGACUAGGGUACGGCCACGGAGGCGGCAGCCUGGGCGGUGGGUACGGUGGCUUCAGCGGCGGAUACGAUUUGGGACACGACACUCAUGUCCACAAAACCGUCACACUCGUCAAGAACGUACCUGUCCCAUACCCCGUCGAAAAACACAUUCCUGUGCCAGUCGAAAAGCACGUGCCUUACCCCGUCAAAGUACCAGUACCCCAACCCUACCCCGUAGUCAAGCACGUCCCAUACCCAGUCAAGGAGGUCGUCAAAGUACCCGUGCACAUCCCUCAACCUUACCCUGUUGAAAAGAAAGUCCACGUUCCCGUGCACGUCCCAGUCGACAGACCCGUGCCUUACAAGGUAUACGUGCCCCAACCCUACCCCGUCGAGAAACACGUCCCAGUGCCCGUCAAGGUCCCAGUGCCAGCUCCUUACCCAGUAGAAAAGAAGGUUCCCUACCCAGUCAAGGUACCAGUGCAUGUGCCCGCCCCCUACCCAGUAGUCAAGGAAGUCCAUGUCCCAGUGAAGGUGCCCGUCGACAGGCCCUACCCCGUGCACAUUCCCAAGCCAGUGCCUUACCCAGUAGAGAAACCCGUUCCCUACCCAGUCGAAAAACCCGUCCCAUACCCCGUCAAAGUCCCCGUCGACCGCCCAGUGCCCGUACAUGUCGAGAAACCCGUGCCCUACCCGGUCAAGGUACACGUGCCAGCUCCGUACCCCGUCGAGAAGCACAUCCCAUACCCGGUCGAGAAACACGUGCCAGUCCCCGUUAAGGUCCCCGUAGACAGACCUUACCCAGUCCACAUCGAAAAGCACGUUCCUGUCCACAUCGAGAAGCCAGUGCCUUACCCCGUCAAGGUGCCAGUCCCGGUCGUCGUCGGUCACGACUACGAGCAUGGUCAUUAUGGUAGCUACUAA
Molecule: messenger RNA, 1059 nt
Organism: Amyelois transitella
Lineage: Eukaryota; Metazoa; Arthropoda; Insecta; Lepidoptera; Pyralidae
Gene: CPG12
Product: skin secretory protein xP2-like
Exons: 2
Coding region: 1-1059 (352 amino acids)
Source: RefSeq, a predicted model, not a curated record